GUUUUGAAUAUCCCACUGAACGAUGUAUUAAAAUAUAAUUUAAUAUUCUCAGCGUGUGGCAACAGUCUGGCAACAUUAAUUUAGCAUUUAUAAAGUCUGGUAACGUCAAAAAUUAUAUAUUCUUUGCGAAUCCUCCUUAGUAAGUUGAACAUGGCCAACACUCCAGCAGCAUCGAGCAGCGCCGGACCUGUUCUGCGUGGUCUACACAAUGCCACCAUCAAGCGUAACUUGGCUGUGGCACUCGGUCUGACCGCCGUCAUUACGGUUGCUUUUAAAAUUCUGGUCAAUGAUCCAAAGAAAGCCGCCUAUGCAGAAUUCUACCAAAAAUAUGAUGCAAACAAAUCCUUUGAGCGCAUGAAGGCCGCAGGCCGUUUCCAAUCGUGCUAAACGAGCUAUGGAUUAGUAUAAGACAUAAAGUGUGUAACUUUGUUGUAUUGAAAACUAAAUAAGAGUUCAAUUCUCAAA
Messenger RNA from Drosophila nasuta, 465 nucleotides. RefSeq names its product cytochrome c oxidase subunit cyclope (gene cype). Bases 151 to 387 code for a protein of 78 amino acids. Lineage: Eukaryota; Metazoa; Arthropoda; Insecta; Diptera; Drosophilidae. The record is from RefSeq and is a predicted model, not a curated record. The transcript has 3 exons.